AUGAUAAGUGAGUUCGAAAAUUUGUCUCUCGGAGGGAAUAAUACUGCUAGUAAUCAUGCAGAUCCUUUUACCCAUACCGAGUUGACACCUGAGCAACAAAAAACUUUAAUAGAUAUAAGACGCAGGAAAACAGAAUUGCUUUUGGAAAUUCAGCAACUUAAAGAUGAACUGGGCGAGGUCGUGGCGGAACUCGAGGCUCUGGACGGCCAAGAGGAGUGCAAACAGAACAGUAAAGCCAAACAGAUGAGUAUAGGCAGAAAGAAAUUUAACAUGGACCCAAAAAAAGGUAUAGAAUACCUUUACGAAAACGGACUAUUACAAAGGACACCUGAGGAUGUUGCGCAGUUUCUUCACAAAGGCGAGGGUUUAAGCAAGACAGCGAUAGGAGAUUACUUGGGAGAGCGUUCGGAAUUCAACGAGGCUGUCCUUCGGGCGUUCGUAGAAUUGCACGAUUUCACGGAUUUAAUACUAGUACAAGCGCUAAGACAAUUCCUUUGGAGCUUUCGAUUGCCGGGAGAAGCACAGAAAAUCGACCGUAUGAUGGAAUGUUUCGCACAGCGUUACUGUCAACUGAACCCGGACAUAUUCACGAACGCGGACACUUGCUACGUUUUGAGCUUCGCUAUAAUAAUGCUCAAUACUUCAUUGCACAACCCCAGUGUGAAGGAUAAGCCUUCACCGGAACAGUUCGUCGCAAUGAACCGCGGGAUCAACAACGGCGGUGAUCUACCUCAGGAGUUGCUCUUGUCAUUAUACGAGUCUAUAAAGACGGAGCCCUUCAAGAUACCCGAGGACGACGGCAAUGAUCUCAUGCAUACUUUCUUCAAUCCGGACAAAGAGGGAUGGCUUUGGAAGCAAGGUGGCAGAUAUAAGUCAUGGAAACGUCGCUGGUUCAUAUUAAAUGAUAACUGUCUAUAUUACUUCGAAUACACAACAGACAAAGAGCCGAGAGGCAUCAUUCCACUCGAAAAUAUAUCUGUCCGUCCAGCGAGCGACCGACAACGACCGCACUGCCUUGAGUUGUACGCCAGUGGUGGGGCCGAUCUCAUCAAAGCCUGUAAAACUGACUCUGAGGGUAAAGUCGUCGAGGGAAAGCAUACUGUUUAUAGAAUGUCAGCUUCAACAGCUGAAGAGCGAGAUGAGUGGAUCGAGUGUCUCCGUCGUUCAAUAAGUCACAAUCCGUUCUAUGACAUGUUAGCACAACGCAAGAAGAAGGCCCAACACAACGUACAUUCGAGCUCGCACUAG
Messenger RNA from Parnassius mnemosyne (clouded apollo), 1248 nucleotides. NCBI's taxonomy places the organism in Eukaryota, Metazoa, Arthropoda, Insecta, Lepidoptera, Papilionidae. The record is from the annotation of a GenBank genome assembly.